CUUGGAUGGUGGUUUUAUGUAAUUACACAACCUUACUGAUCAUCAUCAUGUCUUCAACAACCCGUCCAAUCGUUUUCAUGGAUAUCAAUAUUGGAGAGACGCCAGCGGGUAGAAUAAAAAUGGAGCUUUUUAGUGACGUCGUCCCAAAAACUGCUGAGAACUUCAGGCAGCUGUGCACCGGCGAAUGCAGACGUGAUGCACGACCACAGGGUUACAAGAAUGCAACUUUCCACAGCGUACCGAAUUUCAUGUGCCAAGGUGGUGAUUUUUUGAACGGUGAUGGAACAGGAUCGUUCUCGAUAUAUGGAAAGAAUUUCCCUGAUGAGAACUUCCAAGAGAAGCACAUUGGACCCGGCUUACUUUCCAUGGCAAAUUCGGGCCCAAAUACAAACGGAUGCCAGUUUUUCAUAACCACGGCAAAAUGUGAUUUCUUGGACGGAAAGCAUGUGGUUUUUGGCAAGGUUAUCGAUGGCAUGUUGACACUUCGUAAAAUCGAGAAUGUCCCUACAGGACAGAAUAACAGACCAAAAUUGGUCGUGAAGAUAGUUGAGUGUGGGGAAAUGUAACCGCCUGUUCACAAAAAUAUCGACGGGAGAAUGAAUGCGAUUGAUCGCCUAUCCGAGCGGAAAGGCUCGAGUUGAUUGGACCCAUACAUUGAGGACUUGUCGCAUCGGCGGAUGUAAACUUAGCAUAGACAUUCA
Suillus fuscotomentosus is the source of this 701-nucleotide messenger RNA. Its product is annotated as cyclophilin-like domain-containing protein. Gene Ontology annotation, molecular function: peptidyl-prolyl cis-trans isomerase activity. Lineage: Eukaryota; Fungi; Basidiomycota; Agaricomycetes; Boletales; Suillaceae. Gene Ontology annotation, cellular component: intracellular membrane-bounded organelle. Gene Ontology annotation, biological process: protein peptidyl-prolyl isomerization. The transcript is spliced from 9 exons. Bases 6 to 566 code for a protein of 186 amino acids. The record is from RefSeq and is a predicted model, not a curated record.